This is a messenger RNA of Haliotis rubra (blacklip abalone), 4074 nucleotides long. RefSeq lists its product as uncharacterized. The transcript is spliced from 20 exons. Gene Ontology annotation, molecular function: calcium ion binding. The record is from RefSeq and is a predicted model, not a curated record. Bases 103 to 4074 code for a protein of 1323 amino acids. Gene Ontology annotation, biological process: cell communication; establishment or maintenance of epithelial cell apical/basal polarity; heterophilic cell-cell adhesion. NCBI's taxonomy places the organism in Eukaryota, Metazoa, Mollusca, Gastropoda, Lepetellida, Haliotidae. Gene Ontology annotation, cellular component: plasma membrane; protein-containing complex.
GUGGCGAAAGCAUGUUAGAUCAGUCAUUCAGCUGUAUGGUGUGUUUGAUACACAAUCCAAACCCGAUGCCGGUGGCAAAGCUUAUUCUUAACCACUUUGAAGAUGAAGACGACGGGAGGACGUCAAGGGGUGACUUUACUUCUGUGGCUGUUAAUAACAAGGCGUGCGAAGACUGACGGCAAACUGGACAUUCGAUUCAUCAGUUACUGGUCGGAUGGCAAGGAAAUCAGUGGGAAGUGUUGUGACAAUCAUCUACGCGUGUGGUGUAAUGACAAGUGCGACCCUAAGUUUACCAUUUGCAUUGAUGGCCCUGACGGAAGAAAGCCUUGCUCUGUUUACAAGAACGCCACAAGCUACAUAGACAACCACAACAUAAUCCACUUUGGAAGUAACAUUCAAGGAACACCAAAUCCUUUCAUCAUACAUGCACCCACAGCAGUACCGUCCUCGAUAGAAAUAACGGUAGAAGUGUAUGACAGCGAUGACAUCUCCAGUGAUGACCACAUGGACACACUCUCUAAGCUGAUCAACAUCCAAGCCGCUGCUACACAACAGGAAGCUGUGUACACCCCAUACACUGUGUGGGGAAGGACGAAGUUAAAGAUUGAGGUUCGUGCCUACUGCGACCCGGACUGGUACGGAUCUACGUGCGAGAAAUAUUGCAAGGCCACACCUGACCACAAUCACUACACUUGCCACCCACAUACAGGAGCUAAAAUGUGUUUUGAAGGGUGGAAGGGAGAUAACUGCGACCAGGAUAUCGACGAAUGUACAGAAAUUCACAACUUGUGUCAGCGUGGGGGAAGUUGUACUAAUACACUCGGAAGUUUUGUGUGCAGUUGUAUGGAGGGGAUCACUGGAAGGCUAUGUGAAAACAUCAUCAACCAGUGUGCACUGGCACCAUGCUUGAACGGAGGGACAUGUGACGGAAACGAAACAGCCUUCAACUGCACAUGCUCUGAAGAGUGGACUGGAGGGACCUGCGCAGAGAAGGUGAAUUUCUGUGACAGCGCCCCCUGUAACAGAGGGAACUGUACACCAGACUUCCUGACGGCAACUCGGUUCAAGUGUAACUGUGAGUUUGCGUGGGUAGGAGAAAGAUGCAGUCAUGCCGUAGAUAUAUUAAACAUCACGCUCCUGGGUGAGAUUGAUCAUACAAAUAGAGGUGACCUGGCUGAUGGCUUGGACAGACUCAUCACCGAACUCGGGGGAAUUCCAGGAAAGGUGGAUGUCAAGUUUACAACAAACGCACAGAAAGAAAGCAAUUAUACUACAACGUACAUACAACUCUAUUUUGCUGUGGAGAACGGCUCCUUUCUGGAGAGUGAUUCAUUAGAUAGAAUCUUCGAAUCCAACCCUGACGAAGUCAUCAGUGAAUAUCUGCCUCUUCCAUUGUACCCACGUCAACAAGAAGAGAAGGCGAAGAUCACGGUGUUCCAAACGAUGGCAACAGAGAGAUCGCGUAACAGUUGGGACAAGGGCCAUUACGUGAAGACCAUUGGAACUCCUUUAGGAUUUGCCCUUAUGACUGUACUACUUUGGGUGGCUUUAUGGAUCUGGAGAAGAAGAUCACACAACUCGGACCAAUUCUUGGAAGACGAUCAAAUCAGUCUUUUUGUAAUGGAUGUCGCAUGCAACAGGAGCCUAAACAGACCAGGUAACGUCACAGGCACACGUCAGGAUGCAAGCGUAUCUCCAAGUGGCUACACAAGUCUUCACUUCCAUGACCAUGAAAGAUCACUCGACACAGACUGUGAUGACACAUUACACAUCCACAUAGCAACUGAAGAUAUGAUAUUCGAUCCAGUGCUUCUAGAUGACAACAAUCUUCACGAUGACGAGGCAAAACUAAAUACCCGCCUCCACGUUGCCUCAUACAUCCAUCCAGUCCCUGCAGAUAUUACCCUUGACCCGGCGAGUCUAGAGGAUGAGGAAGAUGAAGCAGAGUACACUGUCAUCGAUGACAACGAUGUUGAGGACCCCUUACAGGAAAACCCUUAUGAAACGAUAGAAUUUUUCGAUGACAACGAUGUUGAGAACAUCUCACAGACAAACCCUUAUGAAAAGAUAAAUUUUUACCAAGACGGAAGAAAGCCACGCUCUCUUUAUAAGACCACAACGUACCACACAGAAAACCAUAACAUAAUCCACUUUGGAAGCACCAUUCGAGGAACACCAAAUCCCUUCAUCAUACAAGUGCCCAAAGGACUACCGUCUUCCAUAGAAAUAAUGGUGCAAGUGGAUGACUACGAUGACACCUCCGGUGAUGACCACAUGGACACACUCUCUAAGCUGAUCAACAUCCACGCUGCUCAUACAGAACAGGCAGCUAUGUACACCCCAUACACAUUAUCGAGAAGGACAGUGUUAAAGAUUGCAGUCCGAGCCUACUGUGACCCGGACUGGUACGGGUCUUCGUGUGAGAGACAUUGCAAGGCCACUCCUGACCACAGUCACUACACGUGCCACCCCUACACAGGAGCUAAAAUGUGCUUUGAAGGUAUGAUCACAAAGUUGGAGGUUGGAAGGGAGACAACUGCAACCAGGACAUCGAUGAAUGCACAGAAACUGACCAAAUUUGUCAACAUGGGGGGCAAUUGUACAAAUGCACUUGGUAGUUUCGAGUGCAUUUGUGUGGAAGGGGUCAACGGAACGCAAUGUGAAAACAUCAUCAACCAAUGUGCACUGGAGCCAUGUUUGAACGGAGGGACAUGUGACGGAAACGAAACAGACUUCAGCUGCGCAUGCCCAGUUGAGUGGACUGGAGAGGCAUGCGCAGAUAAAGUUAACUUCUGUGACAGUUCCCCUUGUAACAUGGGCCAUUGUACACCAGAUCUCUUGACGGCACCUCGGUUCAAGUGUGACUGUGAUUUUGCGUGGGUAGGAGAAAGAUGCAACCAAAGUGUUGAUAUUGUCAACAUCACGCUCCUGGGUGAGAUCGGUCAUACAAAUAGAGGUGACCUGGCUGAUGGCUUGAACAGAUUCAUCACCGAACUCGGGGGAAUUCCAGGAACAGUGGAUGUCAAGUUUACAACAAAUACAAAGAAAGAAAGCAAUUAUACUACAACGUACGUGCAACUCUAUUUUGCUGGGGAGAAUGGCUCCUUUUUACAGACUGAUUCAUUAGCUAGAAUCUUCGAAUCCAACCCUGAUGAAAUCAUCAAUGAAUAUCUGCCUCUUCCGUUGUACCCUCCCCGAGAAGAAGAGAAGGCAACCCUGAAGAGUCCACAUGACAGCUGGGACACAAACCAAUAUGUGUCGGCCAUUCUACCUCCUGUAGGACUUGUCCUGAUGUCUGUACUGCUUCUUGUGGCUUUCUGCAUCUGGAGAAGAAGAUUGAACAAGAUGGAACAAUAUAGAGACGAAAAUUAUCUCAGCUCAUUUGUGAUGGAUGUACCAUGCAAUAGAAACCUCCAAGCAACUGGUGCAGUUACUGAAAAUCUCCAGGCUGGUUACACAAGUCUUCGCUUCCUCGAGGUAGAUGAAGGAUCACACGACACACACUGUGAUGACACUUCAAACAUCCACUUACCACCCGAAGAUAUGACCCUUGACCCAGAGAGUCUCCAGGGUUUCAGCGGUUAUCCAGAUGACAAUGGACGUCUUGGCGACGUAGCAACAGUUGACACACUCUCUGAUGUCACAUCAAACAUUCACCUAGCAACUGAAGAUAUGACUCUUGAUGAUGUGAUUGCACAAUUCGGCGUUUCUCCAGUUGACAACGCGCGUCUUGGGGAUGCAGCAGCAUUCGACACAAACUGUGACGACACAACAAAGCUCCCCCUAUCAUCUGAAGAUAUGACUCAUGACCAGGUGAGUCUACAUGGUUUUGGCGUUUCUCCAGAUGACAAGGCAAGUCUUCCUGACAUGGCAACACUCCAACAAGUCUCUGAAGAUCUCAUCCUUGAUCCAGUAAUUGAACAGGAUGCAAGAGGUUCUCCGCAUGACAACGCACGUCAUGGUGACGAAGUAGCACUCCAUGACGGACAUGUAGAAACACUCGACACACACUGUGAUGAGACAGUGAACGCCCUCCCAACAAGGCGGAUAUCCAGAUGGUCACGCACGUCUUGA